AUGGGAAAUAGUUUAGGUGGGAAAAAGACCACAAAGGUGAUGAAAAUUGAUGGUGAAACAUUCAAGCUAAAGACACCGGUAAAAGUCGGUGAAGUGCUUAAGGAUCACCCCGGACUUGUCAUGUUAGAAUCCGAGGAAGUGAAGCAUUAUGGAGUGAGAGCAAAGCCGCUAGAGUUACACAAAGAGUUGAAGGCGAAAAGGCUCUACUUUCUUGUGGAACUUCCAAAGGAAAGUAGGGUUACAAGAAGGGUUCGUUCGGUGAUUAAUAUGAGUGCUAAAGACAGACUUGAGAAUCUGUCUUUAGCACGAAGGUCAGCUUCUGACCUAACUAUUAUAAAAUCGACGAACGAUAUUGAGGUGGGAAGAGAAGAGUUGGCGAAUGGCGGGAUGAGGUUGAAAAUGAGACUUCCAAAGGCAGAAGUUGAGAAGUUGAUGCAAAGUAGUAAAGAUGAAGGUGAGGCUGCUGAGAAGUUUAUGAGUCUUUGUAUGGCUAAUGGUAGCAAUGAUAAGAAACAAAAGAAGGAAAUGCUUUGGAAAGGUAGUACUAGUAGAGGUGCUGGUGAAUUCAAAAAGGCUUAUGAGAAAAGGGUGAGUUUUAUGCCAAUUAAUGAUGGAAGUUGUUCAAUAUCUGUGGCUUCCUAA
This is a messenger RNA of Vicia faba (fava bean), 642 nucleotides long. NCBI's taxonomy places the organism in Eukaryota, Viridiplantae, Streptophyta, Magnoliopsida, Fabales, Fabaceae. The record is from the annotation of a GenBank genome assembly.